Molecule: messenger RNA, 1747 nt
Organism: Dunckerocampus dactyliophorus (ringed pipefish)
Lineage: Eukaryota; Metazoa; Chordata; Actinopteri; Syngnathiformes; Syngnathidae
Product: arylsulfatase I
Exons: 3
Coding region: 38-1747 (569 amino acids)
Source: RefSeq, a predicted model, not a curated record
UUUACCUUCUGCGGACUAAGUAGAGCAGUCACUGAAGAUGAAGAGCUUUAUCUCUUUUGCAUUUUUCCUAAUUAUUUGGGAGAACUGGCUCCGAGGCCUGGGCUGCAGUGGGGAACGAGUGCAUGGCACAGGAAAGGCGCCAGGGCCCAAAGCCCCCCAUCUCAUCUUUGUCAUGGUAGAUGACCAAGGUUACGGUGACAUUGGCUACCAUGGCUCCGAUAUCCACACUCCUGCACUGGAUCAGCUGGCAGCGGAUGGGGUGAAACUUGAAAAUUAUUAUGUCCAACCAAUCUGCUCACCCUCUCGCAGCCAACUCAUAACAGGACGCUACCAAAUUCACACCGGCCUCCAGCAUUCAAUCAUCCGGCCACGUCAACCUCUCUGCCUCCCCCCAGACAUCCCCACCCUACCCGAGCGUCUGGCUGAGGUAGGCUAUGCCACCCACAUGGUAGGGAAAUGGCACUUGGGCUUCUGCAGACCCGGCUGCUUACCCACGGGGCGAGGCUUCCAGAGCUUCCUUGGGACGCUGACUGGCAGCGGGGAUCACUUCUCUUACCAGAGCUGGGACGGGGCGGAAGCUUGCGGAUUUGACCUGCAUGAUGGAGACAGGCCAGCGUGGGAGAUGGCUGGCAAUUACUCGACUUUACUUUACAUUGACAGAGUGAAGCAGAUUCUGAGGAGCCAUGACCCCGAAAUACCCCUCUUCCUCUAUCUGUCCCUUCAGGCCGCCCACACACCUUUGCAGGUACCUGACCACUUCCUACACCCAUACAGUUCUCAGUGCAAUCGUGUCAGGCGCCACUAUGCAGCCAUGUUAAGCUGCCUGGAUGAUGGAGUCAGGCAAGUGGUACAAGAGCUGAAGACCAACGGACUUUAUGAAAACUCAGUAAUGAUCUACUCCUCUGAUAAUGGCGGGCAGCCUCUGUCGGGAGGCAGCAACUGGCCACUUAGAGGUGGCAAAGGGACUUAUUGGGAAGGGGGCAUCCGAGCGGUUGGCUUUGUCCAUAGUCCCCUUCUGAAGAGGAAGGGUGUUGUCAGCAAGGCACUGAUACACGUCUCCGACUGGUAUCCCACAUUACUGGCGCUGUCUGGGACCCUACAUUCCCUCCAUGGUCUGGAUGGUCAUGAUGUGUGGGGCACCAUCAGCGAGGGUCUACCAUCUCCUCGCACUGAAAUCCUUUUCAACAUUGACCCAGUCUCCAGGAAACCCGGGGAGCCUUAUGACAAGGCCUUGGUGCUCAACGGCUUUGGCAUCUGGGACACAGCAGUGAGGGCAGCCAUAAGGGCUGGUGAUUGGAAGCUGUUGACUGGAAAUGUGGGUGAUGGUGACUGGACGCCACCGCAAGCCUUCGCAGACGGUCCAGAGAGGUGGCAGAGAUUGGAAAAGCGGCGCAACGAGGUGGGGAAGUCGGUUUGGUUGUUUAACAUCUCCUCUGACCCUUAUGAGAGAUCAGAUAUGGCUAAGGCUCGUCCUGAGAUAGUCAAGCAUCUUCUCACCAGACUGGCAGAAUACAACCAGACUGCUGUGAUGGCAAAAAAUCCUCCUGACGAUCCUUUGGCGGACCCUGAGCUGCAUGGUGGUGUAUGGGGUCCCUGGAUGGGCCUGGAAGGGCAAAGGGGCAAUGAUGGAGAGGGGGGUCUCAGGAAUGAAAGGGUGACAAAAGUGAAGCAGUGCAAGUUAUGCAAAUUAAGAGCCCUCUUUAAAAAGGUGGAGUCACGUCUGCAGAAGACCGCCGUAUUCUUCUGA